Molecule: messenger RNA, 2333 nt
Organism: Bubalus bubalis (water buffalo)
Lineage: Eukaryota; Metazoa; Chordata; Mammalia; Artiodactyla; Bovidae
Gene: CSAD
Product: cysteine sulfinic acid decarboxylase
Exons: 15
Coding region: 251-1732 (493 amino acids)
Biological process (GO): carboxylic acid metabolic process
Cellular component (GO): cytoplasm
Molecular function (GO): pyridoxal phosphate binding; sulfinoalanine decarboxylase activity
Source: RefSeq, a predicted model, not a curated record
AGCACUAUCCACUUCCGGGCGGGGGCAGACAGAAAGGGGGUGAGGCUGAGGGCGCACCGAGGGAGUGCAGCUGGUGAGUGGGCAGUGCCGACGGCGCGCAGAAGGACGGGAAGAGGGCAGACCGGCGCUACGGCGCGUGCGCCGUGUUGCGGACGCGCCCCCGCGGCCAUCUUGAUUCAGGGCAGGAAAGAAGGCCCUGAAAUGUUGGUGUGCCGAGUGUUUGUUGAGGGUUUUGCUAGAUUUUCUCCUGAUGGCUGACUCUCAACCUCUCCUCUCCCUUGAUGGGGACCCUGUGGCUGCAGAAGCCUUGCUCCAGGACGUGUUUGGGAUUGUGGUGGAUGAGGUCAUUCGAAAAGGGACCAGUGCCUCUGAGAAGGUCUGUGAGUGGAAGGAGCCCGAGGAGCUGAAGCAACUGCUGGACUUGGAGCUGCGGCACGAGGGCGAGUCACAGGAGCAGAUCCUGGAGCACUGCCGGGCCGUGAUCCGCUACAGCGUGAAGACCUGUCACCCUCGUUUCUUCAACCAGCUCUUCUCAGGGUUGGAUCCCCAUGCCCUGGCCGGGCGGAUUGUCACAGAGAGCCUCAACACCAGCCAGUACACGUACGAAAUCGCCCCUGUGUUUGUCCUCAUGGAGGAGGAGGUGCUGAAGAAACUCCGGGCCCUGGUGGGCUGGAGCUCUGGGGAUGGGGUCUUCUGCCCUGGUGGCUCCAUCUCCAACAUGUAUGCAGUGAACCUGGCCCGCUAUCAGCGAUACCCAGACUGCAAACAGAGGGGCCUCCGGGCACUGCCGCCCCUGGCCCUCUUCACAUCGAAAGAGUGUCAUUACUCCAUCAAGAAAGGAGCCGCUUUUCUGGGACUUGGCACCGACAGUGUCCGAGUGGUCAAGGCAGAUGAGAGAGGGAAAAUGAUCCCUGAGGAUCUGGAGAGGCAGAUUAGCUUGGCCAAGGCCGAGGGUGCCGUGCCAUUCCUGGUCAGCGCCACCUCUGGCACUACAGUGCUGGGGGCCUUUGACCCCCUGGAGGCAAUCGCGGACGUGUGCCAGCGUCACGGGCUGUGGCUGCAUGUGGACGCUGCCUGGGGUGGGAGCGUCCUGUUGUCACAGACACAUAGACAUCUCCUGGCUGGGAUCCAGAGGGCUGACUCCGUGGCCUGGAAUCCCCACAAGCUCCUCUCCACAGGCCUGCAGUGCUCAGCUCUUCUUCUCCGGGACACCUCGAACCUGCUCAAGCGCUGUCACGGGUCCCAGGCCAGCUACCUCUUCCAGCAGGACAAGUUCUACGAUGUGGCUCUGGACACGGGAGACAAGGUGGUGCAGUGUGGCCGGCGUGUGGACUGUCUGAAGCUGUGGCUCAUGUGGAAGGCACAGGGCGAGCAGGGGCUGCAGCGCCGUGUGGACCAGGCCUUUGCCCUUGCCCGGUACCUGGUAGAGGAGCUGAAGAAGCGGGAGGGAUUUGAGUUGGUCAUGGAGCCUGAAUUUGUCAAUGUGUGUUUCUGGUUCGUGCCCCCCAGUCUGCGGGGGAAGAAGGAGAGUCCAGAUUACAGUGAAAGGCUGUCUAAGGUAGCCCCAAUCCUCAAGGAGCGCAUGGUGAGGAAGGGUUCCAUGAUGAUUGGCUACCAGCCCCAUGGUACCCGGAGCAACUUCUUUCGCAUGGUCGUGGCCAACCCUGCACUGACACGGGCUGAUAUGGACUUCCUACUGAACGAGCUGGAACGGCUGGGCCAGGAUCUCUGAGUCGAUCCAUCUCGCUGCUGGCCUGGGCCCCUCCCCCCAGCCUCGCCAUCUCCCUGAAUCUCCUCCCUACCUUCUCAAGAAGAAACUCACUAGGAAACAAAGCUGCCUUCAUUUUUAUGUGCUUUGACCCACUAGCUCUCCUGUAAAUUUUGGGCUGGCCAAAAAGUUGGUUCUGGUUUUUCCUCAUAACCUCUAAUGGAAACACCCAAAUGAACUUUUUGGCCAACCCAAUAUUUGAUAUUAAGAGGAUGUUUAAAUAAAUGGUAUGAUAUGUAUAUGGUAGAAUAUUACUCUGCCAUUUAAAUUGUAUUUACAAAGAGGACUUUUAUAGAUAGGAGAAAAAUAAUUUUAAUACAAUGUUAUGUUGAGAAAGCUGGAUAUGACUGUAUAUAUGGUAAUAUCUGACCUGUAUUCAAAAAUACAUAGGAAAAGACUGAUAAGAUGGAAUAUGCCAAAAUAUUAAUAGUUUUACCUGGGGUGGGAUUAUAAGCAGUUUAAAAAUAAACUUCUUUAUGCUUUUUGUGCUCCCAGCUUUUAUGAUAUAAUGAAUAUCUAUUAUGUUUAUAAUAGGAAAAUAAUAAAAGUUAAAAUUUCAGCCAUA